AUGGACCAAACUCUAUUUUUCAUUCUUCUUCUCACGGCUCUCUGCUCCGUAUCUGAAUGUGUUCAGCGUCAGUAUCACUUUAUAAAUGAGAUCAAGACCUGGACUGAAGCUCAGAGAUACUGCAGAGAGAAAUACACAGAUCUGGCCACCGUUGACAACAUGAAUGACAUGAACGAGCUGAAGAAGAGUGUGAAUGAUGGAAGUGUUCAGUAUGUCUGGAUUGGGCUGCAGAGAACAGGUCGUGAUAAAUGGCAGUGGUCUUCAGGUGAACCUGCGCUCUAUCUGAACUGGGCUACUGGACAACCAGAAGGCACAGAUGAUUGUGCUGUGAUGUUAAAUGGACAAUGGAAGGAUUUGACAUGUAGUGAAAACCGACAUUUCAUCUGCAACAACAAUAAACUGGUUCUGAUCAAAGAGAAUCUGACGUGGUCUGAAGGUCUGAGUUACUGCAGACAGAAUCAUGUGGAUCUGGUCUCGGUUCAUUCAGAAGAGAUUCAGCGUGGUGUGAUGAACGUGGUUAAAUGGGCGUCUACUGCGGCGGUGUGGUUGGGUUUACACAACUACUGCAGCAUGAACAUGUGGCUCUGGGUGAGUGGAGAGACCAUGUGCUAUCACAACUGGGCUCCAGGGAACGGAAUGACACGGGAAAACUGCAGCCUCGAGAACAGAAAAGGAGCAGUUCAGUCUGGAGGAGAUCAGCGCUGGAUCAGCCUUCCUGAAUCUCACAAACUCAACUUCAUCUGCAGCAGAUACUAA
This is a messenger RNA of Labeo rohita (rohu), 756 nucleotides long. RefSeq names its product macrophage mannose receptor 1. The coding region runs from base 1 to 756 and encodes 251 amino acids. NCBI's taxonomy places the organism in Eukaryota, Metazoa, Chordata, Actinopteri, Cypriniformes, Cyprinidae. The record is from RefSeq and is a predicted model, not a curated record. The transcript has 3 exons.